Messenger RNA from Apis laboriosa (Himalayan honeybee), 4710 nucleotides. Its product is annotated as sorting nexin-13-like. Gene Ontology annotation, cellular component: early endosome. The coding region runs from base 383 to 3667 and encodes 1094 amino acids. NCBI's taxonomy places the organism in Eukaryota, Metazoa, Arthropoda, Insecta, Hymenoptera, Apidae. The transcript is spliced from 10 exons. Gene Ontology annotation, molecular function: phosphatidylinositol binding. The record is from RefSeq and is a predicted model, not a curated record.
UAUUUCUACUUUAAUGUGCGCAAAUUUUCUUAUUGAGUACGCACUAGUUGAUGAAAUAAUUUUUCUUUAAUAUUUUUGUUAUUUAUUCUAUUAAAAUUUAAUUUUGAGAAAUUCUAUCUCUAUUUCUUGUCUCAUUCUUAUAUUUACUCAAAUCUGAACUUCCGAUCCAUACUCUAAAUGUCAAUUUGACAAUUGUUGAAUGAUGUAUUGUGAUAUGAUAUUGAUGUUGAAUAAAUUAAAAAAAUUAAAAUGGAGAAAGAUGAUUUGGUGAAAAUAAAAUUCUACGGUGAGAAUAAAUGAAAAUUCAACCUCGCGAUAAUGCGAGAAGAAAACUGUACAUCAUACUGAUCAUUGAUAAGGACCAUCAAAUAGGAAAUUUCCAAUGAACGUUCCACUAUAUGGACUUCUUGGAGUUGUAGCUGCUUUAUUAGUAUAUAUUGUUGGAAUUGGAAUGAUUGUGAAGUUAUUCAUUUGUCUACUUGCCUUAAUUUUAGGAAUAAUGACAUGUAUAUAUAGAACAUAUGGCGCAAAUCUUGACAAUGCAGUUAAAUCUGAAAGAGAAGACUUAGAUAAGAAGACUGAAAAGUUACGACAGUAUAUUCUAGAUCUAUCUAAACAGAAGAUGACUUUUACUUUAGAUAGAAGAAUCACUGGCAGCCGUAUUAUUGAUGAGUCCCUGCAAGAAAUAUUAGAUUUUGUAAUCAGAGAUUAUGUGGAACCAUGGUACAGCGUUAUUACAGAUGAUGAAGAGUUUAUAUAUUCUGUUCGAGAUACUGCUCAAAAAAUAGCUAUCAAUAUUGCAAAUCGAGUGAAAGGUGUAGAUUGGAUACCAUAUUUAACCACACGCCUCGUAGACGAUGCAGCUUCUCAUGUUAGGUUGUAUAGACAAGCAAGAGCAAGAAUAAAACAACUUCGAACGAAAAAAGUACAGAAAGGUAGUACCAGUUCAAGUACUUCUAGUGGUACUCCUAAAAAGAUACCAACGCACAGACGAAAUAAAAGCGAAACGGAUGUAUUUUGGUAUUCCCAAUCUAAGUUUUACAUUCCCAAUUUAUGCUCUCUUACUGAACCCAUUGAAAGUAAUGAAGAAAAAGAGGAAGAAUCAUUAGAAAAAAUAUUCUUUGAUUUGGAAGUACAAAUGGAAAAUAAUUUGAUUUGUAGAGAUCUUUUGUGCACUAAUAGUACUCAAGAACUCGAAUUUCUGGGAGAAAUAUCUGAAAUUUUGUUAUAUCUUGUGUUACCAAAGGGAGACUUUGAUUGCUUGACUGUGAGAUUUAUUUUGAGGGAAUUGUUAGUAAACGUGAUAAUUAAACCAUUAUUGGAUUUAUUUUCUGAUCCUGAUUAUAUUAAUCAGGCGUGUAUAUGGCUGUGUGCUAAAGAAGGUGGUUUACCCAGUGAUGUGUUUCUAACAGUGAUCAAAGUAACGGAUAGCUUAGAUGAAUUAACAGCGACAAAAAAUAUAGUUUGUAAAGAAAUAGCUCAUCUUCGUUCUAAAGAUUCUGGGGGAGAGGAUGAUCUAUUAGUAAAACAACAAUUAAACAGUUUGCUUUAUGUAAAAAAAAUUCUGGAAACUAGGAUUAUCGGAAUGCAGGAAGGAUUGGAAUCUGAGGCUGAUGGAAUUGGUGCUCAGCCUGAUUGGAAUAGGCUACUGAUACCCGGACAAAAACUAGUGAAUUUACCUCUAGAUGAAUUGUUAAAAAAUAAUAUUGCAUUAAGUUACUUCAUUGAUUAUAUGACUUCCAUAAAUGCAGAAUCGUAUCUGUUUUUUUAUCUGAAUAUUUAUGGUUGGAGAGUUUCAGCAGAACAACAGAUAUCGAAUAUAGAAUUACAAAAGCUACAUGCAGCCCAAACAACUCCUGGUCUUAUGGGUACUAAACGUAAAAAUACAGAUUUGGAAAAUUUAAAGGAAGCAGCUACUAAAAUCUAUCAGCAAUAUCUCGGUGAUAAAGCAUCUCUCAAGUUACAAUUGGAUGAUGCCUUAAUAAAAACUUUAUUGAAUAGAAUAAGAACUGAGUCUGUGAAAGAAACAUGGUUUGAUGAUCUUAGAGUUUGUUGUUAUGAAAAAUUGCAAAAUGAAGAUCGAUUCCUACCAGGUUUUAAAAAGUCUGUAGCUUAUGUAAAACUUCUCGCUGAAUUAGAUCUUUUGAAAGAUCCAACAUCUGAAGAAGAUACAAAAUCUCUGGACAGUAUUAGUUUAUCAAGUACGAAUAAUGAAUUGGAAACUUUGGAUGAAAUAUCUGAGAUAUAUAAAUCUGAAGACACUAAAAUUGAAUUAAAGGACAGUAAAUUAAAAUCUAACUCUUCUACAAGUUUAGCUAGCAUUAUAGAGCCAAAUGAAAACAGAACAAUUGAACCUGAUUCUGAAAUUAACAUGAGAACUAUGAAAAGCAUACGGAAGGCAGCAAGCAUGGAUACAGAUCAUAUUACUGAGGGUAAAGACAUUUCUUUUUUCUUGGAAUCGAAUGUAGAUCAAUUUGUUAAAUUAGAUGAGAAUACUUAUGAUCAGAAUGCCAUUAAGAAGCUACAGCAAGGAAAAUUUGAAAUAACUGCAAAAAUUAUUGAGACUGGUAUAGUUAACGAUCGUGGAAAAACUUAUGGAAUCUACGCAGUGGCUGUAACUAAAAAUUAUGAUUCUGGUUAUCAAGAAAAAUGGCACAUUUAUAGAAGAUAUUCUGAUUUCUACAAUCUUCAUCAAAAAAUUAAAGAAAAAUAUUACGAUCUGGCAAAAAUUCCUUUUCCGGCAAAAAAGGCAUUUCAUAAUAUGGAGAGAACUGUUUUGGAAAGAAGAAUGUUGAUGUUGAACGCCUGGUUGCAUCAAUUAACGAAACCAGCUAUUGUCGAGGGACAUAUGGGUUUACAAAAUUUGUUAUUGAACUUUUUGGAACAAGGGGAUUACGAUAAAGGUGUUACCGGCGGACAGAUAUCCAAAACAAUAGAUACUCUGAUGAAUCCAUUAAAAACGUCAAUGAAAACCGUAACUCAAGCAGUGAAAACUAUGCCAGAUAAUAUGUUGAAUACUGUAGAUGGAGUUAUGGAUAAUAUAAGUAAACUUUUUGGCAAUCCAAAGAAAUCAAGCGCCUUAUAUGAAAACACUAAAGUUGGUGCUAGUCUAGAUGUGGAGACCGACGAUAACAUUCCUUUACGAAUAAUGUUGCUUUUAAUGGAUGAAAUCUUUGAUCUAAAAGUAAGAAACCAAUGGCUUAGACGAAGAAUAAUUACGUUACUGAGGCAAAUCAUUCGUACAAUGUUUGGAGAUAUAGUAAAUCGAAGAAUAGUCGAGUAUGUUUCUUUACUAACAAGUCCAGCUAGAGUAGCAGGCUAUUUAAAAUUAUUUAAGAAUAGUUUUUGGCCCAAUGGAAUUAAAGCCGACAAGAAACCGCCCAGAGAUACAGAAAUGAAAAAUAGAACAAGAGUAGCAGCCAAGAUUGCUCUUCUGUCAUGUCUUUCGGAUGAAUUGAAACAUAUCAUAGGCAGUGAAACAACCAGGAAAGGCCUUCUGAGAGUAUUUGAACUUUUUCAACGACCUGUGCUCAAUAGGAGACUUCUGUACGUGCUUCUAGAAGGAAUUAUAGAGACUCUGUUUCCUCAGAAUAAUUUGGUGGAUAUUUUCCGAAAACUUUAUUCAGUUUCACCACGAGUACAAAACAAAAACUAUAAAAAAUCUUAAGAUCUAAUAAUGUUCUUUGGAAUUUAACAAGUUUAUGAAUCUUUUCAUAACGAAUUCUAUCUGCGCCAAAGAACAGGAACUAGAUAGUGGAAUAAAUGAUUAUUAUGAUUAUUCAACAUUUUUGGGUGAGCAAUUGAUUUCUCUCUGAUUGUAAAUGAUUUGGAGAAAUCAUUUAGACGAAUAGAUAGUUCACAGAAAAAAUUAGGGGAACCAAUAUUCAUGCCUAGAUGAAUUGUAAAAUAUAAAGGACGUUAAUCCAUGCUCAUGUGAAAAUUAUCUAACUUAUUAAAAUUAAGCGAUCAUGUACAUUAUUAUCUCAGUCCAUUUCAUUGCAAUAAGUGAAAAAAGAAGAAUAAAGAACAAAAAUCGUUUUUCAAACUGGGAACAAAUUGAAAGUUUAAAAAAAACUUUCUGAACCAUAAUCUUUCUAUUUCUAAUAUGUAUAUUCAAGUAAAAAAGUGCAGUAAUUCAGUGGCCAAAUAAGUCUAAUAAACGAUAUAAUUAUAAAAAAAAAAAAAAUGCACGAAUUAAUUCGAGCACUUUCAACAGUAGGUUUCGACUUAACGAAUCUCUUAAUUAUUUCACACAUAUUUAAGGAUAUUGUGCAUUCCAAUUUGCAUUUCAACGAUGUACUUCACACUAAAAUAUGAAAAAAAGAAAAGAACACUUUUUACACGUGUACUAGAAGACCAACUUUUUCACGACGGCGUUAUUCUUUAUCAUACAAACCGUCGCGAAUAUAUACUUAAUUCGUAAAAGAUUUUCAAUGUAUUGUGCCAUUUUAAAUCCGCAUGUAGUAAGGGAAAAAAGGUAAUAUAAAAUUUCUAUUUAUUUUGAAUUUUUUUGGAGAAAAUCUCUUCGGUAAGUUAUAAGUUUGUAAAAUGUUAAUUUAAUUCUCUUGUCGUUAAUGAAUAAUUAUUUUCAACGACAGUGUAAAAUUAUUGUAAAUGUCGUACAAUUGUAUAUAUACAUAAACGUUAUUUCUAUCGUGUUAAGGCGCCAUAUCUGUCAUCGUUUACUUAUUAUUAAAGAAAUUGUUUAUA